Messenger RNA from Musa acuminata AAA Group (dessert banana), 1945 nucleotides. RefSeq names its product transcription factor MYB106. The record is from RefSeq and is a predicted model, not a curated record. Lineage: Eukaryota; Viridiplantae; Streptophyta; Magnoliopsida; Zingiberales; Musaceae. The transcript is spliced from 3 exons. The coding region runs from base 540 to 1670 and encodes 376 amino acids.
GAUCAUAAUGGUGUGUGGGGGCAGACAGUCCAUCCAACUCGGUGUGCAGAGUCAACAAGCAUCGGUGCAAACUGAGAAGCGACAAGCUUCGUUGUCCACAUCGAAGGAUUAGAUGAGCGGAUGUCACCUUAGCAAAGAGGGCUUAAAAUGACUGCAGAGAAUGCUUAGAACUACGAGCGAUGCUUCUUUUUGGGUCCCGUCCAUGUAUUUUUCGGAUUGAGAUUGCGACAAGUACGAUAACUGCAGCGAGCAACCAUCGUUCGUUCACCCACUGUACAUCCCGAUGAAUCUUUGGAAACACGGCAUACUACACUCGAGGUUGGAUCGAAGGUCGUUUACGCCGUGACACACCUCCAAACAACAUUUAUUUCUGCAUGAAGACCCAUCUGUUGUUGUCAUCUAUUAAUCCUCGAGACCUUGGCUUCGUUGUAACCUCUUACUCCUUGUGCAUGUCACUUGCAGUGGAGAUCGGCUCUUUGAAGCCCCCCCUUAGAGCUUAAGCAUAUCUUGCUCGAUCUGCAGGUCGGGAUCCGACUGAGAUGGGUCGAUCACCAUGCUGUGACAAGGUGAACCUGAAGAAGGGACCUUGGACUGUGGAGGAAGACCAGAAGCUGCUCGCUUAUGUUGAGAAGCACGGCCAUGGGAGCUGGAGAGCGUUGCCCGCCAAAGCCGGACUGCAGAGGUGUGGGAAGAGCUGCCGGUUGAGAUGGACCAACUACCUUCGACCGGACAUCAAAAGGGGGGAGUUUAGCCCGCAGGAGGAGAAGACCAUCAUCCAACUCCAUGCUCUUCUUGGGAACAGAUGGUCCGCGAUCGCCAGCCAUCUGCCCAAGAGAACCGACAACGAGAUCAAGAACUACUGGAACACCCACCUGAAGAAGCGGCUGGCCAAGGUGGGCAUCGAUCCUUGCACCCUCAAGGCCACCAGCAACACCCUCAGCUCCGCCGACGGCCGACCCAGGAGCGCUGCCAACCUCAGCCACAUGGCUCAGUGGGAGAGCGCACGCCUCGAAGCCGAGGCCCGCCUGGCGAGGGAGUCAAAGCUGCGUGCAGCUUCCGGUUCCAUGAACCUACAGCAGCAGCAGCAGCAGCAGCAACAGAUGAGAUCCUCGUCGUUGGGCGAACCCAUUUCAUCUCCCUGCCUCGACGUGCUCAGAGAACGGAAGAACACUCCAGGCGAAAACGUCGACCUGGAGUCACCCACCUCCACGUUGAGCUUCCCGGAGAACCGUCCUCCAACGACGGAGUCCGGCACCGGGCUCGUGGACGGCGAUGUGGCCGUCGCACCGGCGAGCCAGCAAGGAAGCGAGAACUCGGAGCCAGAAGGCGCGGAGUGGAGAUUCUCGGGAAAUGAUACAACGGACUGCCUCACAGGCUUCUCUGUCGAGGCCUUCGAUGGGGAGGCGCCAUGGCUAUCGGAACCGUACGCUUCGCAGGCAGGGUGUUCAUGGGGGCAAUUCGGAGCAGGAUUCACCGGAAUGCUGUUGGGUGAGUUCGGGGAGCAGAAAACUCGGGACCACUCCCGAGAUUCCCAUACGAAUGGGCACGAGACCUGCGCCGACGAGGAAGAAGAGGAGGGGGAGGAGAACCGGAACUACUGGAACAGCAUUCUUAACUGGGUCAACUCUCCCUCCUCCAGUUCCUCCCCGGUGUCCUACAACCCAGAUUAAGGCACUUCCCUCGCGUCUUUUACGUACAUCUUCCACGCCAUGAACCACUAGGCAAUCACGUAUCCUCCCUCUGAGAUCGAACCUGUCUCGAUACUCUCGGAACCACACCGAGAUUAGAUAAAACAAUAAGAAAACGCUGAGAGAUUGUUCAUUCUCUCGCUCUCUCUCCUUCCUUUCAUUUAGUUGUGUUUAUUUCCUCUCAUGAUUUGCUAUAUAUCCUGCAACUCUGCUUGCAAAUCUUAACACAGAAUUCAUUGCACGAGAUUCGAACUGGA